Messenger RNA from Closterium sp. NIES-65, 1986 nucleotides. The record is from the annotation of a GenBank genome assembly. NCBI's taxonomy places the organism in Eukaryota, Viridiplantae, Streptophyta, Zygnematophyceae, Desmidiales, Closteriaceae.
AUGGUGCGCCCCGCUUCUCAGUUUUGGGAGCACGCCAUUAAGAUUAAGGAUGACGAAGGCAACGUAGUCGGUGCUACCUGCAUUCGUUGCAAGAAUCCUGUGACGGCUAAUGCGACUAGGAUAGGCGAGCACAUGUUCGGCACUAACAAGAGGGACAAGAACGUUGCGAUGUGCAAGUCGGACUAUGCUAAGCAGCUGCGGGCGACAGCCGAUCAGGAGCCCUCGACCACGGAAAAUGCUGCGGGAGGAUCAACCCGUGCCUGCACGUCCUCGGUGGAGGCGCCGCCCGUGCGUCGCUCCCGGCAGCGAGAUAUCCGUGAUAUGACGGACCAAGUUGCGCAUAAUCGCCUCGAUUACCUGUGGGCUGCUGCAGUUGCCGAGACCGACCUCGCCUUCAACGUCAGCAAGUCGAAAUCGAUCCAGGCGUUCGUUGACGCGGUGAUCAUGUACGCGAAACCGUACACCCUUCCAACCCCGUACAAGGUAUCACCCAUUGCUAGACAAGCUGAAGGCGGACUCCGAGGACCUGCUGCGGCCGCUGAAGGAGAGCUGGAAGACCAGCGGGUGCUCGCUCUCCGUCGAUGGAUGGACGGACAUCAAAUCCCGCGGUUUUGUCGUGAUGAUGAUCAAAGGCUCCGCCUCGUCGUGGUCUUGUUCCGUGAGCUUUUUACCAAGCUCUCGUUGGUGCGGCCUGGUGCAACGAGAUUUGGCACCCAGGUCAUCAUGCUCGGCAGGUUCCUUGAGGUGAAGCGCGCGUUGAGGGCGAUGGUAAUCAGCGAGGAAUGGGAGGAUGUAGCGGUGGCACGGACGGAGGAGGGGAUGGAGGUUAGGAAGCUGCUUUUGGACGACGUUUUUUGGGACUGUGGGACGGCCGUGCACCGCCUCAUGACUCCCAUCUACGAGGUUCUCCGCGCCGUCGACACACGGGCUCAAGUCAUGGGGCAGCUGUACGGCCUCAUGCUUGAAGCCACGGUGAAGACUAAUGCGGCGGCUGAGACGGCUGCCGCACACUUCAUCAAGCGGACGGGUCUGCUGUUGCCGAAGGACAGGAGCACUUUCCUCACCUCCAUCAAGGCGAUCAUUGCCAGGAGGUGGGACACACAAAUGCACAGUCCUCUGCAUGCCAUCGGUUGGCUCCUCAACCGCCGUAACCAGUACAUUGGGGAGGUAAGGAAUGACAAGGAGAUUAGGAAGGGGGUGGAUGAGGUAAUCCAGGCCCGGGGCGGAGAUGUGCAGCAGCGCAUAACGCUAGCUGCACAGGUGGCUCGGUUUCACCGAGGGGAGGGCAGGUUGGGCUCUGACGAUGCCCGUUGGGCAGCAACUACCUUGGUGGAGGCGGGGCGCAUGACGGAGGCGGAAUGGUGGUUCCUGUUUGGUGGGGAGGUGCAGGCGCUCCAAGACCUGGCUGUGACGUCUUUGUCACAGCCAGUCACCUCCUCCGAAGUGGAGAGGUACUGGUCGGCGCUGACACGUGUGCAGAGGCGCGACCGGAACCGCCUCACGGCGAAGAAGAUGACUGACGUCACCUUCGUCGCCUUCACCCGGCAGGCCCGUGAUGCCUUUGAUCGAAAGGCAGCCCUGCGUUCCAAGCUCUAUCAGGACCUGGGCAACGGCAACCUCAGGGAAGGGGCUGCCAUCAUCUCGGCCGAAGUGGAGGUGGAGGAAGGGGAUGCGGAGGAGGAGGCACCCGUGGAGGAAGAAUGCACCAUUGAUUGGUCGAAAUUUGGGAGCAUCGGCAAGAAGAGGAAAGGGAAGGCGGGUAAGUCAUCUAAAGGGAAGAAGAGGGGGAAGGGCAACGGUGCAUGCAAGGGAAAGGGGAAAGGAAAAGCAGGGGAUGCGGAGGACGAAGAGGAGGCGGAAGAGAGCGGUGGGGAGGAGGAAGAGUCUGCCCUGAAUCCCAAGGGGCUAUAUGCCUGGGAAUGCAGCGACGGUUCAAGUGGGGAGGAGGAGGAGGAGGAAGAGGAUGACGAGGAGUAUGACGGUUAG